Molecule: messenger RNA, 609 nt
Organism: Adineta steineri
Lineage: Eukaryota; Metazoa; Rotifera; Eurotatoria; Adinetida; Adinetidae
Source: the annotation of a GenBank genome assembly
AUGUUGAUUCCAUUUAUUUUACUAGCUAUUGGUUUAACAUUUUUAGCACUCAUUUUUACAGUAUUUUGGUUAUUAAAAGUUUCAGGACUUUUCGCCUCAAUUAAAAUAAAAAUUACUCAACCAACUUUUGAGUUUUUAACAAUUGCUUAUAAAUUUCAACAGGGUGAUUAUUCUCAAUCAGCCGAUAUAUUUCGAGAUAUUCUUAAUUAUUCACCAUCGCAUUCAACUAUUGGAAUUUAUUAUGAUAAACCAGAUGUUACGCCAGUUGAACAACGACGCUCUAUAGUUGGUGUUAUCGUCGAUGAAACAAAAGAUCAAGAAAUGAUUGAACGAAUGAAAAAAGAUGAUUACAAAAUUUUUAAACUUCCAAAAUCAGUGCAAUCAGUCUAUACAACAUUUCCAUUUAAUAGUGUUUUUUCUGUUUCUAUUGCAAGUAUGCGAGUACCUUCUCGUUUAGCAAAUUUUAUCGAGUCAAAUAAAUUAGAUGCUCAUCCCUUAAUUGAGGUUUACGAACCGACGUUAAUUCAUUAUUUUGUACCUUUAAGUAAUUAUGAAGAUUAUAAUGUUCCUGAAUUGAUUUCAUCACCACCACCAGCUUCUAAAGAAUAA